AUGGAAAAAAGUAUAUAGCUCGAGCCUUCUCUUAGUUGAGCGUUUCGAUCUUCGCAACGGAAAAGAAGGGAAUUGGUGAAAUCCUGAAGCAAGUGACCUGCUAUUUGGGAGUUGGCAAGACCAACAUUAGUUAGCUUUACCAACUUAAUUUUUCCUAUCAGAAAAGAUUGGGAAGUUUGAGCUUAAAGAAGGCUCGAGCUAUAUGAUUUCCAUUAAUUAGUGAUAAAGCAAAUCCAUUUAUGAUCAUAGGUUGAACAAUGUAAAAAAGUAUAUAAAACAUUUUUAUUUUCUCAACCGAUUUUUGUUGCAUAUUUUCGGGAUUGAUUUACAAAUCAUGGCCAAGAAGAUUUAUCUAAAAAAACACCACAAGGAUCUGAUUUAUGAUAUGUAUACUAUGAUUAUGGAAGUAAGGAGCUUUUUAAUUAUACUCCACAAGGAUGUUCGUCAAUUGAUGGUCGAGACUCUCCAUUAA
Blepharisma stoltei is the source of this 472-nucleotide messenger RNA. The record is from the annotation of a GenBank genome assembly. Lineage: Eukaryota; Ciliophora; Heterotrichea; Heterotrichida; Blepharismidae.